Messenger RNA from Ectocarpus siliculosus, 1236 nucleotides. The record is from the annotation of a GenBank genome assembly. NCBI's taxonomy places the organism in Eukaryota, Phaeophyceae, Ectocarpales, Ectocarpaceae.
AUGUUCGGGUCGCCGCCGGCCGGAGCACGGCAGGGCGUUAGCCCCCCGCCGCCGCCGCCGCCGCCGCCGCCGCCAAGGUUCAGGUUCAGGGCCGGUGCGGCGGGCCAGCAGGAGCAAAGGAAGGACGGGGACACCGCCACGGGCAGGAGCUCCGCGCAGGAGUUCAUGCAGCAGCAGCGCGGACACCAACGCCAGCACGGAAACGCGGAGAAUGGCGAGGAAUUGAGCUUUGACGAGCCGGCGAUGGCACCGGUGAACUCGGGGCCGCUUCCCACUCGUCUGGGAACGGGUUUCAGCUUCGGGCAGACGGCGGCGCCUUCGGCAGCGGGCAGUAGGGGAUCGGGGAAGCGCAGGGCCGGCACCCGGAGCCAAGACAAGAAAUUGCCACAGUCCCGCCCCGCCAGGAUGGGCGGCGGCGGCGGCGGCGGCGCAUCUUCCGUUGACGUCGGCCUGCUCCGUAGACAACAGCACCAGCACAUGCAGAAAAUGCAGGAGCCAACGGCACACGGUGGUGGUGGUGUUUUCGCGCCGCCGGGGGGGGGUGCGGCGGGAUCGGGGUUGGCCGGAGGGGCUGGUGUGGGUGUGCCGGCGGUGAACGAGGCGGCCGCUGCCUUCAAGGAGGCGUGGCUGAGGGGCAAAGAGGAGGAGGCGGCGAGGGAUCGUGAGCAAUGGGAGCGCAUGCAGCGCGAAGAGCAGCAGCGGUUACAGGCGGUGGCGAACCUGGAGAGGCUGCGGAAGCGGCACGAGUCCGACAAGGAGAGCGCCCGCCGAACCUAUAUGGAGUCCAAGAGCUUCGAGGCAGCGGCGCUCGAGUACACGACCGCCAUCCGCUCCCUCGAGGACCUCCUGUUCCACAUCAAACUCCACGGGGACGAGCGCGGUAACCGGGGGGAGGGCGCGGCGGACGGCGGGGGCCGGAAGCGCCUGGCGCCCCUCUAUUGGAGCCGGGCGGCCGCCCACAUCAUGAUCGGGAGGUACCGCAGCGCGGUGAAGGACUGCGCCCUGGCUCUCGAGUCGGCCGCGGACUGGGAUCAGGCGUACCCGCGCAUGGGCAAGGCUUUGAUGCUGGCAGGGGACCUGGGUGAGGCCGACAAGGCUUACCGACUAGGCAUCCUACAGAAGACUCCGUUCACCGAGGACGACGUGCGGCGCAACAAGGAGUGCAACCUGGGCAUCGCCAACGUGCACGCCGUCAGGGUCCACGUCGAGAAUGGAAAGGUUGCCCUCAAGAGAUAG